Penicillium brasilianum is the source of this 951-nucleotide messenger RNA. The record is from the annotation of a GenBank genome assembly. Lineage: Eukaryota; Fungi; Ascomycota; Eurotiomycetes; Eurotiales; Aspergillaceae.
AUGGCAGUCUCGGCAUUCCCUUCAACGGAGGAAUCUCCCGAUCUCACCCUCCUCAACGUGGCACGACUGUUUACCCGACUAGAACACAACCUACUCUCCCCGGGUUCGGAGCUCCGCACCUUGCGCAAGUCUGAGCUCCAACGUCUGCGAGUAGCCAAGAACGUCGACUAUGCCCGGACCCUACUAUCCCAACUAGAACGCGCUCUCCCACAGAUCAAACCACUCGACCGACGACACGAAGCGCAGGCCGAGAUUGCCCGUGACAGACAGCUCCUAAAGCGUAUGCAAAGCGUCCUCGACGAGGAAGAGUCCCGCGCCGAAGAAGACGACGAUGCCGAGGACGAGGACUCACUCGACGAUGAGUGGAAGGAUUUAUUCUCGAAACCAGUCGCGGUCGAAUCGACCCAGGCGCCUAUCACAGAAGAGUCCAAACCCGCCGCAAAGGAGCCGACAACUACCCCAAUGCCUCCAACAACAUCAACAUCGUCAUCUCCGCCCUCAAGUACGGCUUCAGCCAUCCCACAAUCAACUCUCCGCAGCCGUAACGCCCCCCAAACCAAACAAAAUCCAGCACCUCCCGCUAAAACAACUGGCUUCAACACCAGCGCCUCAUCCUCCUCAGACAUCACCAAAGAAGACGCCCUCUCAACCUCCCGCCUCGAACAAGAAGACCUAACAACUUCCCUCCUCAGCCUUGCAAGCCAACUCAAGACCUCAACGCAACUCUUCCAGUCCACACUCGAAAACGAAAAGUCCGUGCUAGACCGUGCGGUUUCGGGCAUCGAUAAGACGAGUUCUACCAUGGAAGCUGCGGGGCAGCGGAUGGGAAUGUUGAGGCGGAUGACGGAGGGGAAGGGGUGGUGGGGGCGGAUGAUGCUCUAUGCAUGGAUCUUUGGAUUGUGGGUUGUUGCGGUGCUGAUUGUCUUUGUUGGGCCUAAGUUGAGGUUUUGA